AUGAUGAUGUUUAGGUUGGAGUUGAUGGCAUUUAUUCUGACAAUCAGCAUUAAGGCUACGGACGCUGUCUUCUGACCAAGCCCAUGGCAACUCGCCCAUGCCACCUUUUACGGUGACGAGACUGCCUCCGAGACCAUGGGGGGAGCUUGUGGGUACGGAAACUUGUUUACCAACGGCUACGGGACAGACACAGCAGCCUUGAGCUCAAUUCUGUUCAACAAUGGAUAUGCUUGUGGUAGUUGUUAUCAGAUAAAGUGCUAUCAAUCCAAAUGGUGCUUUGGAUGGGUACCAUUCACCACAGUCACAGCUACAAACCUCUGCCCACCAAACUGGUCUCAGGACUCCAACAAUGGUGGGUGGUGCAACCCACCUUGAGUCCACUUCGACAUGUCCAAGCCUGCUUUCAUGAAGAUUGCUCAGUGGAAGGCUGGCAUUGUCCCAGUCAUGUACCGCAGGGUACCAUGCCAAAGGAGUGGGGGGCUUCGAUUCUCUUUUCAAGGAAAUGGGUAUUGGCUGUUGGUGUAUGUGAUGAACGUUGGAGGCGAGGGAGACAUUUCACAGAUCUGGGUGAAAGGAAGCAGAAUAGGGUGGACAAGAAUGAGCCAUAACUGGGGAGCUUCGUACCAAGCAUUUGCUACUCUGGGAGGCCAAUCUCUUUCUUUCAGGAUUACUUCUUACACAUCAAAGGAGACUCUCUUUGCAUGGAACGUUGCUCCCAAUAACUGGAAUGUAGGAUUGUCUUAUAAGGCCAAUGUCAACUUUCGUUGA
Messenger RNA from Carya illinoinensis, 768 nucleotides. RefSeq names its product expansin-A7. Lineage: Eukaryota; Viridiplantae; Streptophyta; Magnoliopsida; Fagales; Juglandaceae. The transcript is spliced from 3 exons. The record is from RefSeq and is a predicted model, not a curated record. Gene Ontology annotation, cellular component: extracellular region. Gene Ontology annotation, biological process: plant-type cell wall organization.